Molecule: messenger RNA, 503 nt
Organism: Acanthopagrus latus (yellowfin seabream)
Lineage: Eukaryota; Metazoa; Chordata; Actinopteri; Spariformes; Sparidae
Product: ATP synthase subunit g, mitochondrial-like
Exons: 3
Coding region: 94-405 (103 amino acids)
Biological process (GO): proton motive force-driven ATP synthesis
Molecular function (GO): proton transmembrane transporter activity
Source: RefSeq, a predicted model, not a curated record
CAUCGCCCACUUUUAUUUUGAAGUACGAACGACCCGGAAAUCUCUUUUCUUCUUCUUUGGUCUUUUCCUGCUGUGCACGGAACGGUCGUCAUCAUGGCGCAGGCAAUACAGAAACUCGUUGCUAAAGUACCUACUGCUGUCGGUGCCGCUGUCACAUACUCCAGACCCCGACUAGCGACCUUUUGGCGUUAUGCCCGUGUGGAGCUCGUCCCACCUUCACCUGCCGAGAUCCCCAAGGCGAUAGAGGCCGCCUCGGGCCUCAUCAAGAGCUUCCAGGCUGGACGCCUGGGGCAGACCACAGUGAAGGAUGCCUUGAGAAAUGGACUCGUGGCAACUGAGGUGCUGAUGUGGUUCUACAUUGGAGAGUGCAUCGGCAAAGGAGGCAUUAUUGGAUAUGAUGUCUGAAUAAUGCACUUCUCUUUCUUCAUUUGCACUUCUAAUUGACACAUUCUCAACAAACUGCACCACAUCUUCCAAUAAACAAAUGUCUGUAGUCAGAUGAG